Messenger RNA from Nomascus leucogenys (northern white-cheeked gibbon), 2662 nucleotides. RefSeq names its product DiGeorge syndrome critical region gene 2 (gene DGCR2). Gene Ontology annotation, molecular function: protein binding. The record is from RefSeq and is a predicted model, not a curated record. The coding region runs from base 406 to 2001 and encodes 531 amino acids. NCBI's taxonomy places the organism in Eukaryota, Metazoa, Chordata, Mammalia, Primates, Hylobatidae. The transcript is spliced from 11 exons. Gene Ontology annotation, cellular component: membrane.
GGCGCGGCGCGGAGCCGAGCAGGACGACCGCCAUCUUGCGCGCAGCUGGAAUCGGAGCCUGAGGUUGCAGCCGAGAGUGCACGCCAGCCCGCGGCCCAGCCGAAGCUCUUUCCCGCCGCCUCUCCGCGCUUCGCCCAGGUCCAGCUCCGCCUGACCCUCCGCUUGGCACGGUCCCCUGACCCUCAGUCCGGCCCGGUCCGGCCUCCCAGCGGGGUCCCGCAGCCGCCCCGGGGACGAUGAACGGAGGAUAAAUGGUGCCCAAGGCAGACAGCGGCGCCCUCCUGCUGCUCUUCCUGCUCGUGCUCACUGUCACCGAGCCGCUGCGGCCAGAGCUGCGGUGCAACCCUGGGCAGUUUGCGUGUCGCAGCGGCACCAUCCAGUGCAUCCCCCUCCCCUGGCAGUGUGAUGGCUGGGCAACUUGCGAGGAUGAGAGCGACGAAGCCAACUGUCCAGCUUCCAGUCUCAGGCCCAGCUCCUCAGAAGCUCAGGUGGCUCUUCCCUUCUCCACCAAGUGCUGAUGCCCCAUCCCAGUGGCUGCAUCCCUGCAUCAGAGCUACCAAAGUGACCGGGGAGGCACGUCCUCACCAUGGGAAGGAGGCUGUGGAUCCACGGCAGGGGCGGGCCAGAGGAGGCGACCCUACGCACUUCCACGCGGUGAACGUGGCACAGCCCGUUCGCUUCAGCAGGAAGUGCCCGACAGGGUGGCACCACUACGAAGGCACGGCCAGCUGCUACAGGGUCUACCUGAGCGGGGAGAACUACUGGGAUGCCGCGCAGACCUGCCAGCGCCUGAAUGGCUCUCUCGCCACCUUCUCCACCGACCAGGAGCUGCGCUUUGUCCUGGCCCAGGAAUGGGACCAGCCUGAGCGGAGCUUUGGUUGGAAGGACCAGCGCAAGUUGUGGGUUGGCUAUCAGUAUGUUAUCACCGGCCGGAACCGCUCCUUGGAAGGUCGCUGGGAGGUGGCAUUCAAAGGCUCUUCAGAGGUGUUCCUGCCCCCAGACCCCAUCUUUGCCUCGGCCAUGUCUGAGAACGACAACGUGUUCUGUGCCCAGCUUCAGUGCUUCCAUUUCCCCACCCUGCGGCACCACGACCUCCACAGCUGGCACGCUGAGAGCUGCUACGAGAAGUCUUCAUUUCUGUGUAAAAGAAGUCAAACGUGUGUUGACAUCAAGGACAACGUGGUGGAUGAAGGGUUCUACUUCACCCCUAAGGGGGACGACCCAUGCCUGAGCUGCACCUGCCAUGGAGGGGAGCCUGAGAUGUGUGUGGCUGCUCUCUGUGAGAGGCCCCAGGGCUGCCAGCAGUACCGCAAGGACCCCAAAGAGUGCUGCAAGUUCAUGUGUCUGGACCCAGAUGGCAACAGCCUGUUCGACUCCAUGGCCAGCGGGAUGCGCCUGGUCGUCAGCUGCAUCUCCUCCUUCCUCAUCCUGUCACUGCUGCUCUUCAUGGUCCACCGGCUGCGCCAGCGGCGCCGGGAGCGCAUCGAGUCCCUGAUUGGAGCAAACUUGCACCACUUCAACCUCGGCCGCAGGAUCCCUGGCUUUGAUUACGGCCCAGACGGGUUCGGCACGGGCCUCACGCCGCUGCAUCUUUCUGAUGACGGAGAGGGUGGGACUUUCCACUUCCACGACCCUCCACCUCCCUACACGGCAUACAAGUACCCGGACAUCGGCCAGCCCGACGACCCCCCGCCGCCCUACGAGGCCUCCAUCCACCCGGACAGUGUGUUCUAUGACCCUGCAGACGAUGAUGCUUUUGAGCCUGUGGAGGUCAGCCUGCCAGCCCCUGGGGAUGGUGGGAGUGAAGGUGCAUUACCCCGGCGCCUGGAACAGCCUCUGCCCACUGCGGGGGCCUCUCUGGCAGACCUGGAAGACUCUGCCGACAGCAGCAGCGCCCUGCUUGUGCCCCCUGACCCUGCCCAGAGCGGGAGCAACCCAGCUGCAGAGGCACUGCCAGGGGGCAGCCGCCACAGCCGCAGCUCCCUCAAUACUAUGGUGUAGACGGCCCGGCCUAUACCCCAACGGUCUGGGAGCAUCUGUCUGUCGUCGAAAACACCGGUCCCUGGGGAGACUUGAAAGGCCCCUGUCCCAGCCUGGACACCACACACUGCCGCACAUCACUGGCGGGCACGCGUGUGUACAUAGAGACCACAGCCCGCCUCCUGCCAAAAGAAGUGAUGGCCUGCACCGAGCUUCCUUGAGGGCUUCAGAAACAUGCAUAGCUUUGGAUCACUGUCUUCUCCUUUAUAAAUGGCAGAAGAGUGACAAAAUUCGUUCAGACCACACAUGUCAAAGGCAGGGAAUGAAAAAGGUACUGUGGGCCAUGGCCACGCCUGACGCAUCUUUAGUGGGCCUGCUCGGUGCAGUGCGCUGUCCAGAGACACCUGCUGACCCAGUCUGGGACGGGCACAGCGGGAGCUGCCACAGUGCCCCUUGCUGGCCGCCCUCAGGAGGGGGCCUCUGGACUGUCAGUGUGGUGUAGGCAGUGGGUCUGCUUCAGGGAGGCAGCCUCUUUGCCACAACGGCUGUACUGACGAUGGCCCCCACACGCCCAGCUGUGAAAAUCAAGGUGACCCUGCCCCUGGCUGGGAGCUCCCCUAGGGCUCUGGAACCUGAAGCCCUGAGAAGGAGAGCUUGGAAGGAGGUUGAGCUCUUCACUGUG